AUGGCCAGUAAUACAACUUCAAAGCUUUUCUUCCUCACAUUAAUCACAAUUUCAUGUCUCAUAUCGACCGUCCACAUCGUCACCGUCGUUGAUGCAAGGAAUCUGCAGACCACGACAGUGGCGACUGAGGAACAUUCCGGCGCCGGGAACCUGAUGGAUUGUUGGAACGCGGCGUUGGAGCUAAAGUCUUGCACCGACGAGAUCGUUGAGUUCUUCCUUACCCGUACCGGUACGACAGAACCGGCGGUUUCCGGUGGAAUUGACAAAGAUUGUUGCGGAGCCAUCGGGUUGAUCGUGAAAGAGUGUUGGUCCGUUAUGUUUACUUCUUUAGGGCUUACGACUAUGGAAGGGAAUAAUCUUGUAGAGUAUUGUGAUGUUCAGGCGGAGAAACCGGAAUUGUCACCGUCUCCGGCGCCGGAAACUUUGGCUUUGUCUCCCGUUGAAAUUACGGACCCCGGACUUGAUUAA
Molecule: messenger RNA, 468 nt
Organism: Eutrema salsugineum
Lineage: Eukaryota; Viridiplantae; Streptophyta; Magnoliopsida; Brassicales; Brassicaceae
Product: egg cell-secreted protein 1.5
Exons: 1
Coding region: 1-468 (155 amino acids)
Biological process (GO): double fertilization forming a zygote and endosperm
Source: RefSeq, a predicted model, not a curated record